UAGAGUUGACUUCAGCCCCCAGUAUUAACCAAAAAGCAAAACCAAGUAGAAGUUCGCAUUUUGUGGUUCAAUCGACAUCGACAACGUCGCGACGACGACGACACAACAAACAAACGAAACGACCAAAAAAGCCAUACGAUGACGAUGACUAUGACGGAAUUGACGAUGAAUCGGAAUUGCUUGUUCGUGUAACUCUUUUCACGUUGUGUUUACCCGGGAUUUAGUGGCGAUUUAGCCAGCUUCGAAGUUAGACGUGACUAUUUCUGCAAUUACAUUGCCAUUGCCAUCAGAUCCGUCCGCCGUCCGUGUUGUAUAGUGCUAUCAUUGGUAUCCACUUCUAUCCACAGAGUACCACGAGAGUCGAGAGUCGCUAGAGCUAUUACCCAGUGUGUGCGCAUAGAGUUCGUUUGAUAUAGUUUUCGAGUCGAAGGAAAAUCCGUGCUUCAUUUUGUAUUCCGAUCGGAAAGCCUCUAGUUUGGAGUAUCGGCAUUUGUUAUACAGUCUUGGGGCACUGUUGCACUUUGAACAAAAGUUUUUUGUACCUUUUUUUUUUGGUUUUUUAUUUUGAGUGUUUUUUUUUUUCGAUUUUUUUGAAAAUAAUUUUCCUUACCCACCAAACCGAACCAAUGUAUGUGCUCGCAUUCUUUGGGUGCUUCGUUGUUGGGUGAUUUAUUUUUGUAACGCUUUUUGCGAGUUUCCCCGAAUAAUUGAAUUUCAAAAAAAAAAAAAAUACAACAAAAAAGAAAGACGGGGAGUAAGUGCUUUUUCCCAAAGUGAACGUGCGUGUUUGGGGAAAUCGAUCGAACUACAUUACAGUGAGUAGUGAGUUUUUUUUAUUGUGAAGAUAUAUAAUUUUUUAUGAAUGAUUCGGUAAUUUGAUGGGCGAUCGUUGAUGCAAUGAGAACGAAUUUUUUAUCAUCGCCUUCACCGUUGAACGUAAAAAACUCUUCCUAUUGAAUUUCUAUUAUUUUUUUUUGUUGUCCAUUUUGGAAUUCAAAAACAAAACAAAAAACAAACCAAAAAAAAGGAAAAAUUGAAAAAAAAGACAAGAAAAAAAAAAUUACAUUGCGGAAAUGAGGCGCACUAUUUGGAUUGCAUUUUUGUUAUGGGUGUGCAGUAUAACAUUUUGCGAUGCAUCAUGGGGUACACCCGGCACUGGACAGUACCACAUACAAACAGAUGAAGGACCAGAGCGAUUCUUUAGAUUUCAAACUGACAAUGGGCAAUAUCGAAAAGAGAAAAGACUACAAGAUGGAACAGUCAUAGGAACUGAUGCUUGGAUCGAUGCUGCUGGUUAUCUUCGCCAGAAAGACUACAUUGCAGAUAGUAAAGGCUACCGAAUACUUAAAUCAAAAACAGUUUAUGUUGGACAUGGGCGUCCAAUUGAGGAAGCAAUACGAUCAAUUAAAGGAGUUGCUGCACAAUCUGGAGUACUCGUUGAUCCUGCGCUUAGUUAUGGUUCUAAUCAUUAUGCUCCAACUCCUCGAACUACACCAAAGCCUUCUUAUUUAUAUCCUACGACAACGUCAACGACUACAACGACAACAACAACAACUACCCCUGCUCCUCCCACUCAGGGCUAUCUUACACCUUCGGAAGCUGCCCUAAUACCUCCAUCACCAUAUUUAGGUUACGAUCAUUAUCCACAACCAGAAGUCUUCAUUCGACCAAAUUCUCAACCUGUCGAAAGCAAUAUCGUACCUGAGACAUAUUACCUUUUGGGAAGCAGUAGUACCGAAAGAACCCCAUCAAUUCCAUCUGAUACUUUCCUGCCACCAUACGAAAACAGUCGACGAGUCAGGCCAAUUGGGGCAGUCUCCUCUACACCAUCUCCCAAUUCUGACAACGAAGCUAUAGAAUAUUCUCACUCAUCCACAGAGAACUAUCCAUCUGGAUAUUCUUACUCAAGUCCAAGACCAUUUUCACCAUCUUCAACAGAAUCCCCCGAAGGAGUAUCAAGCAGCUCACAAGCUCCAAUAUCAUCUAAUGACUAUGACGAUCCUUAUGGCUUCAACUCGUACUCUUCGUCAACCACAGAGAGGCCAUCUACAGAAUACACAACGCCUUAUGCAGACUUAUUACCUCCAACAAGACGAAGAAGGCCAGCUUAUGGCACAAGGAUCCAACCACCGGUUUAUAAUAAUAACCUUGGUAGUGGUUAUGAAGAUCAGUAUUCUCAGUAUGAUGGAGUUUCUGUUACCAAAAAUGGCUUCCGUUACUACCUGCCUCAACAGUAUCACGAAGAAGAGCAGGUAGCCCCUCAAAAACGAGCAGGAAGUUUUGGCUACAUCGAUCCCUUCGGUAUUAGACGAGUAAUCUACUACAAUGCUUCACCAGAGAAUGGAUUUGUUCAUCGAAAGAACAAUCGUUAUGUGGGCUUCCAUUCAACACCUUAUGACCCACGACCAUAGUAAUUAAAAAACAAAAUUCAACAUUAAUUUAACUAAUUAAUCAAUUUUACAUUAAUUUCACUAUUUAUUGAUUCAUUGAAUGGACUGAAGCCAAAGAUGGCGGCAUUCUUUAAGUAUCCUGCCAAGCCAAUAAUGUGGAUCAGAAAAACAAAAAAUCAAAAAAAAAACCUUAUGAACUGUUGAUAUUAUUUUAGUUUUAAGGGCUCAGCUUCAUUAAAAAAAAAAAAAAGAAAACAAAAAAAUAUUAUAUACCUUCGCCUAACAAUGUCUGUGUUAAUUAUAUAAAAUGAAAAUAUAUUUAAUUUAUAAGCUUCAUACCUACCUUUUUUUUCUAACUUAUUUUCAAUUUUUAUUAAGUUUAAGUUCACAAUCAUCGGCUAAUUGAAAAAAUAAACGAAACAAAUAAUUGUAACUGCCGAUUU
Episyrphus balteatus (marmalade hoverfly) is the source of this 2833-nucleotide messenger RNA. Its product is annotated as coiled-coil domain-containing protein 80. The transcript has 4 exons. NCBI's taxonomy places the organism in Eukaryota, Metazoa, Arthropoda, Insecta, Diptera, Syrphidae. Gene Ontology annotation, cellular component: chitin-based extracellular matrix. Gene Ontology annotation, molecular function: structural constituent of chitin-based larval cuticle. Bases 1074 to 2411 code for a protein of 445 amino acids. The record is from RefSeq and is a predicted model, not a curated record.